Entamoeba invadens IP1 is the source of this 296-nucleotide messenger RNA. RefSeq names its product ubiquitin-protein ligase, putative. The record is from RefSeq and is a predicted model, not a curated record. NCBI's taxonomy places the organism in Eukaryota, Evosea, Mastigamoebida, Endamoebidae. The annotation marks the transcript as partial. The transcript has a single exon.
AUGAGCCUCUCAGAUGACGACAUCCAAAAACGGAUGGACUUACUCACAAGGUCUAUCGCGACGGGGUGCGGGAACCCAUUUUGUACCAAUAAAUUGUGCAAGUCAAACCCUUCGCAUGAACCGUUUUCAAGCGACGACAACACCGGAAUCAUUGUUGAAUACGCCAUUGGAGACUACCACAUGUGCCAACCCUACAUCAGUGCAAAUGACGUUUAUAAACUAACUCCCGACUUCUUCAAGAAUGAAAGAAACAUCUUGCAAUACCUUACACCGUUUUCACUCGCCACGUCUUUUCG